Molecule: messenger RNA, 1951 nt
Organism: Contarinia nasturtii (swede midge)
Lineage: Eukaryota; Metazoa; Arthropoda; Insecta; Diptera; Cecidomyiidae
Gene: fidipidine
Product: coiled-coil domain-containing protein 93
Exons: 10
Coding region: 6-1904 (632 amino acids)
Biological process (GO): Golgi to plasma membrane transport
Source: RefSeq, a predicted model, not a curated record
UAUACAUGACAUUAUUAUUAGUUUACUUUCGUGAGAGUAUAAAUAGAUUUUUUUUUGUUUUGAAAAUCAAUGGAACAAUGAGUUCCAGAGAUUGUUUUUCAAAAGUCUUGCCCAACAUAAAAUUGGCAACACGCUUCGAUGCUGAUGGCAAAGAAGUUCAGGUGGAACAACGUGAAGACGAAGAGCAAAAUGUAAAACAACAAGAUAUAUUCGAUAUUCUAGUCGCGGCUGGUUAUUUUCGGGCGAGAAUCAAAGGAUUAUCUGCUUUCGAUAAAAUUGUGGGCGGAAUGACAUGGUGCAUCAGUGCAUGUGAUUAUGAUGUUGAUGUCGAUUUAUUAUUCCACGAAAAUCUCACCAUCGGUCAAAAAAUCACACUAACGGAGAAAAUCGUUGCUGCUUUACCGAAAAUGAAGUGCCCAUAUUUAAUAGAACCUCAUCAAAUCCAAGGAUUAGAUUUUAUUAAUAUUUUCCCUGUGAUACAGUGGCUUGUCAAGCGUUCGGUUGAAAAUCGAGCUGAAAAGGCGGCCAAAUUGAAUGCUUUUGCGGUGGGUCAAUUUCAUAAUUAUUUUUCAUUGAAAUCAGAACAAGAACAGAAGCAAAAGUUCUUGAAUGCAACGGAACGAGUAAAAGAAAUUCAAAACAUCUAUCGACCACAUCGAAAGUAUAAACGAAAAGAUGCCGGUUCGGAAGAUGAACAAACUCGUAUACGUAUCACAUUGCUUGAAUAUGGUAACAAAGGCAAAGACAUCUUACCGCAACAUCUCAAAACUGAUGGUGGUAUAAAGUCAACAUCAAAUGCCACUUCAAAGCCAAACAGCGACGACAAUACAGGAAUCGAUUCGAUUGAUGUUGAUCAGCUUUUAAAAACACUUUAUGUAGCCAAUGAGGAUCAUGCUAUUAUCCAAUUUAAUGAUGCUGAUAAAAAGAAUCUUCUUAAAAAUCUCGCCGAAUUGAAAAACGAAAUGUCGAUUGAUACAAAACAACUUUCCGAACAAAAUACAAUUAAAACAUUAUUAGCAACGAAAGCGAUUUUAGAUAAGAAAUUGCAACAAAUUCAAGAGGAUAAUCGAAAUCUGGAAACCGGUCUAAAGGAUGAAAAACAAAAUCUCAAUAAAGUUCGCAACGAAGUUGACAUAAUUCAAGAGGAAAUACGCCAUUUAGAUGCGAUUGAAAUUAAGGCCACCGACAAAAUGCAAUUGGUUCGCGGUAUGUUAGAAGAAAAAGAAGAGCUUCGUCAAAAAGAAAUUCAAUUCAAAGAUCAUUGUAAAAAGGAGUUGACUAGACUACAAAAGGAAUUACAUGAUGCUGAGCUUCCCACUCCGGAAGAGGACUUGCAUCAUAUGCAAGAUACAAUGGAAAAAGAAAAAGAACGCUUACAUUUAAUUCGACGGCAAUUGGCGAAGAAAAAUCGUGCCAUCGUAUCCAUAGAACGUAAAUUAGACAACAUUCCAGACCGAACUGAAUUGGCUCAAUAUCAGCGCAGAUUUAUCGAAUUAUACAGUCAAGUGAGUGCCAAACAUCGUGAAACGAAGCAGUACUUUACCUUAUAUAAUACUCUGAACGAUACAAAACAGUAUCUAACAAAGGAAUUGCAGUUGCUCAAUUCAAUUUUUGAAAACUAUGCUGAGGGGAUGUCAAACAUGCACGCCAAGGAACAAUUUGUUCUUCAACUGGAGCAAAUAGUAGACGGUGUUGGUCAAACAAAAUUAAAAAUAAAGAACAAACUCGAAAGCGAAAAAGCAAAACGAGACGAUUUAAAUGAAAAACUGAGUGCAUUGGUUGAACAACAACGAAAAUAUGCCGUUGUAUUGAAACAGUUUACAAAAGAUUGCGAACGAAAUGAGCACUUAGUAAAACAAUUGAAAGCGCUGCAGGCAGCGGCCAAAUUGAAAGAGAAUAAAUAAAUGUCUUUAAAGAAAUGUUAUAUAUAUAUAAAUCUGAAAUAAAAUCA